This is a messenger RNA of Boleophthalmus pectinirostris (great blue-spotted mudskipper), 540 nucleotides long. Its product is annotated as gastrula zinc finger protein XlCGF49.1-like. The coding region runs from base 1 to 540 and encodes 179 amino acids. The record is from RefSeq and is a predicted model, not a curated record. NCBI's taxonomy places the organism in Eukaryota, Metazoa, Chordata, Actinopteri, Gobiiformes, Gobiidae. Gene Ontology annotation, biological process: regulation of transcription by RNA polymerase II. Gene Ontology annotation, molecular function: RNA polymerase II transcription regulatory region sequence-specific DNA binding; DNA-binding transcription factor activity, RNA polymerase II-specific. The transcript has a single exon. Gene Ontology annotation, cellular component: nucleus.
AUGACGUUCCCCACUUUUCGGAAACGCGCCGCUCACAAAAAGGAGCACAAGAGGGAGAAGUUUAAGUGUAAGAUCUGUGGGAUGGAGAUGUUCGACGAGCAGAGUUUCAUGAGGCACAUCGUGGUUCAUUCGGGGGAGAGGCCGUUUAAAUGCUUCGUGUGCGACAUGGGUUUCAAACAGGAGAGUCACCUGAAGUCCCACACGCGCCUGCACACGGGGGAGCGGCCGUACAGCUGCAAACACUGUCAGAAAUCUUUCAAUCAUAACGUGAGUCUGAAGAGCCACGUUCAGAAGUGUCACCCAGGAGAGAAGGAGAAAGAGCAGACAGCGGAGAGGACAGAGACGGAAACCAAAGAGAAGUCCAAAAGCAAAAGGCCCCCGACCGGUCGACCCAGAGGACGACCCAAAAGAAACGCAGACGACAAAAAGCAGAGUUCAAGAAGGAAAAAACUGAAAAAACAGGAACCUGACGAGUUUGAAAGUGAUGAGGACUACAUCUGGUCAGAAGUAGGACUGGACGAUUUUGCCCCUCUCGAUUAA